Fomitiporia mediterranea MF3/22 is the source of this 159-nucleotide messenger RNA. RefSeq lists its product as uncharacterized. NCBI's taxonomy places the organism in Eukaryota, Fungi, Basidiomycota, Agaricomycetes, Hymenochaetales, Hymenochaetaceae. Bases 1 to 159 code for a protein of 52 amino acids. The record is from RefSeq and is a predicted model, not a curated record. The transcript is spliced from 2 exons.
AUGGUCAAUUCAAACUUCCUCGUUACCGACGCCACCAUAUCAGAAAAUCGAGACUUCCAUGCUCUCGGCGAGAUUGGCUACUGGCGAUCUAAUGGCAUCCUAGCUUCCAUUUCCAAUCCGACUUCUCCGAUGGAUAUGUCAUCCAAACGAGUCUCCUGA